Molecule: messenger RNA, 3792 nt
Organism: Cynara cardunculus var. scolymus (artichoke)
Lineage: Eukaryota; Viridiplantae; Streptophyta; Magnoliopsida; Asterales; Asteraceae
Product: exportin-7-A
Exons: 30
Coding region: 314-3472 (1052 amino acids)
Biological process (GO): protein export from nucleus
Cellular component (GO): nuclear pore; cytoplasm
Molecular function (GO): nuclear export signal receptor activity; small GTPase binding
Source: RefSeq, a predicted model, not a curated record
CUCUCUGCGCUUACUCGUAACCCACUCCCCCUCCCCUCCCCCCUCUAUUUCUUUAUAUGCAUAUUACCGAUUUAAUCCAUCCAUUUCUACUUUCAUCAACUCAGCUUUGGAUCUCAGGGUUAUCUGUUUCAGCCGCUGAAACUUGAUUCCACAACUUCCAAAGGAUUGUUGCCGUAUUAUAUAUAGCAAGGAUUGGUGGUGAUCGUCUCAUGGUUCUCUAUCAUAGAGUUCUUUCCAUAGCCUUUAUAUAUACUUAAAUUGGAUAAUUGCUGGUUCUUGACACCUGAAAUUCGAACUUCAAUUCUAAUCAAGAAUGGAGAGCUUAGCGCAACUAGAAGCUUUGUGCGAGAGACUCUACAAUUCACAAGACUCAGUUGAACGUGCUCAUGCUGAGAACACUCUAAAAUGCUUUUCUGCAAAUACUGAUUACAUUUCACAGUGUCAGUACAUAUUGGACAAUGCUUCAACUCCUUAUGCAUUGAUGCUGGCUAGUUCGAGUCUGCUGAAGCAAGUGACUGAGCAUACACUAUCCUUGCAGCUCCGUCUUGAUAUACGAAACUACAUUUUUACCUAUUUGGCGAAAAGGGGACAUGAACUGCAGCCAUAUGUAAUCGGAUCUUUAAUCCAGCUCCUCUGCCGGGUGACCAAAUUUGGUUGGUUUGACGAUGAUAGGUUCAGAGAUGCAGUCAAAGACUCCACAAAUUUUUUGAUCCAGGCAUCGCCCGAUCAUUGCUCUAUUGGUUUAAAGAUACUAAAUCAGCUUGUUAGUGAGAUGAAUCAGCCAAAUCCGGGAUUGCCUUCUACACAUCAUCGAAGAGUUGCCUGCUCCUUUAGGGAUCAAUGUCUUUUUCAAAUUUUCCAAAUAUCUCUUACCUCCCUGCAACAGCUGAAAAGCGAAGUUGGGAGCCGCUUGCCAGAGUUGGCACUUUCUCUUGCAUUGAAAUGUCUGUCAUUUGAUUUUGUUGGCACAUCAAUUGAUGAAAGCUCAGAUGAGUUUGGUACUGUUCAGAUUCCAUCUUCAUGGAAGCCGGUUUUAGAAGAUCCUUCCACACUACAAAUAUUUUUUGAUUACUAUGCAAUCACAAAGCCUCCUUUGUCAAAAGAGGCUCUGGAAUGCUUAGUGCGACUGGCUUCAGUAAGGCGCUCUUUGUUCUCAAAUGAUGCUGCACGUUCGAAGUUCCUGGCUCAUUUAAUGACGGGAUCCAAAGAGAUUUUACAAGCAGGGCAAGGUCUUGCUGAUCAUGAUAAUUACCAUGAGUAUUGUCGUCUUCUCGGACGAUUUAGAGUAAACUAUCAGCUAUCAGAGCUUGUGAACGUGGAAGGCUACAGUGAUUGGAUACGUUUGGUGGCAGAGUUUACUUUAAAAUCGUUGCAGUCAUGGCAGUGGGCUAGUAGCAGUGUAUACUAUCUUUUGGGGCUGUGGUCGAGGUUGGUAACGUCUGUGCCCUACUUAAAGGCUGAUGCACCUAGCUUGCUUGACGAGUUUGUGCCCAAGAUUAGUGAAGGUUUUAUUACUUCAAGAUUUGAUUCCGUACAGGCAACUUCCCAAGACGACCUUUCUGAGAAUCCUCUUGACAAUGUAGAGCUUCUACAAGAUCAGCUUGAUUGCUUUCCUUAUCUUUGCAGAUUUCAGUAUGAAAGAAGUAGUUUAUUUAUUAUAAACAUUGUGGAGCCCGUCCUACAACUGUAUACGGAAAGAGCACAACAUCAGAUUAGUGAUAAAAGUGAAUUAUCCGUCAUUGAAGCCAAAUUAGCUUGGAUAGUUCAUAUAGUUGCUGCUAUAUUAAAGAUUAAACAGUGUAGUGGUUGCAGCACGGAUUCCCAAGAAGCUAUUGAUGCAGAACUAUCAGCUCGUGUUUUGCGAAUCAUAAAUGCCACAGAUAGUGGAUUACAUAGUCAGAGGUACGGUGAACUAAGCAAACAGAGACUUGACCAAGCAAUUUUAACAUUUUUUCAACACUUCAGAAAAUCUUAUGUAGGCGACCAAGCCAUGCAUUCUUCUAAGCAGCUUUAUGCCCGACUAUCUGACCUGCUUGGACUUAAUAACCAUCUUCAGGCGUUAAAUGUGAUUGUCGGAAAAAUUGCAACGAACCUGAAGUGUUAUACAGAGAGUGAGGAAGUUAUUGGUCACACCUUGAGCCUGUUUUUGGAACUUGCAUCUGGAUAUAUGACAGGAAAGCUACUUAUGAAGUUGGACACUGUCAAAUUCAUAGUUGCUAAUCAUACAAGGGAACACUUCCCUUUCCUUCACGAGUAUAGAUGCUCUCGCAGUAGAACGACAUUUUAUUACACUAUUGGCUGGUUAAUUUUCAUGGAGGACAGCCCUGUUAAAUUCAAAUCUUCUAUGGAUCCACUAUUACAGGUUUUUAUCAGUUUGGAGUCAAUCCCAGAUGCUAUGUUUCGUACUGAUACAGUAAAAUAUGCAUUAAUCGGAUUGAUGAGGGAUUUGAGAGGAAUUGCGAUGGCCACUAAUAGCCGAAGAACUUAUGGACUUUUKUUUGACUGGUUAUAUCCUUCUCACAUGCCGAUCAUUUUAAAAGGCAUUUCACAUUGGGCAGACACACCGGAGGUUACCACCCCGUUGUUGAAAUUUAUGGCUGAGUUUGUUCUGAACAAGGCUCAACGUCUGACUUUCGAUUCCUCUUCUCCUAAUGGGAUACUUCUUUUUCGAGAAGUUAGCAAGCUUCUUGUUGCAUAUGGAACAAGGAUCUUAUCUCUUCCGAAUGCUGCUGAUAUCUAUGCCUUCAAAUACAAGGGGAUAUGGAUUGCCUUGACUGUUCUUUCAAGGGCCCUUGCUGGAAAUUAUGUAAAUUUUGGCGUGUUUGAACUGUACGGAGAUAGAGCUCUUGCCGAUGCACUUGAUAUUGCUCUAAAAAUGACACUAUCAGUUCCUUUGGCAGAUAUUUUGGCUUACAGGAAGCUUACAAAGGCAUAUUAUGCAUUUUUGGAGGUUAUAUUCAACAGCCAUAUUGUUUAUAUGUUGAACCUGGAUAUGAACACGUUCAUGCAUAUAGUUGGCUCACUAGAAUCUGGAUUAAAAGGCCUUGACACAAGCAUCUCAACUCAGGCUGCAUCAGCAGUAGACAAUUUGGCGGCUUUCUAUUUCAACAACAUUACCAUUGCAGAGGCUCCGACUUCACCUGCUGCAGUCAACCUUGCUCGGCAUAUUGCAGAAUGCCCAACAUUGUUCCCAGAAAUACUGAAGACCCUGUUUGAGAUUGUUCUGUUUGAGGAUUGUGGGAAUCAAUGGAGCCUUAGCAGACCAAUGCUGAGCUUGAUACUAAUCAAUGAGCAGAUAUUUUCGGAUCUGAAAGCUCAUAUUCUAGGCUCACAGCCAGCAGAUCAGCAUCAGCGGCUUUCGUUGUGUUUUGACAAACUAAUGGGUGACGUAUCUAGAAGCUUGGAUUCAAAGAACCGUGACAAAUUCACUCAAAAUUUGACAAUCUUUAGACACGAUUUCCGAGUGAAGUAAGCAAUGUGUGUGUCGUUCGUUCCUAGUGUUGGUGUGUUUGUAUAGAAGAUAUCCGUAGCAUUCAAAUAUGAACAUCAUCGAUCGAAAACCAAAAGAAAGAUGUCGUGGUGGCUGGCGAUUAGAUUACUACCAUAAAUGUGGAGAUGCAGAGUGAAUAUUGAUUGAUAUUUGGGUGGUGUAGUAGUGUUGUUGGUUUGUACAGUCAGUCCUGCCUGCUUGCCAUGGAAGGGGAAGAAUAGUGUUUGAAGGUAUUUGACUAUUGUAUCAUAUCUUCAUAAUGAAUAGAGAAAUGAAUCGCAUUUCAUACCUUCAUUUCUUUA